Molecule: messenger RNA, 1170 nt
Organism: Lottia gigantea (owl limpet)
Lineage: Eukaryota; Metazoa; Mollusca; Gastropoda; Lottiidae
Exons: 9
Cellular component (GO): endoplasmic reticulum membrane
Molecular function (GO): phosphatidate cytidylyltransferase activity
Source: RefSeq, a predicted model, not a curated record
AGAUGGAGAAAUUGGAUUAUACGUGGUAUAUUUACAUGGGUUAUGAUAUUUUCAUUCAGUUUUAUCAUUUAUAUGGGACCAUUAGCCCUUAUCCUCUUGGUAAUGGCCAUUCAGAUUAAGUGUUUCCAUGAAAUUAUUACGAUUGGAUACAUUGUGUAUAGAUCUUAUGAUUUACCCUGGUUCAGAACACUAAGCUGGUAUUUCCUGUUUGCCUCUAACUAUUUCUUCUAUGGUGAAAGUUUGGCCGCCUAUUUUGGUGUUUUGUUAUCUAAGGAUGAGUUUUUGAUGCCGUUUAUGAGAUAUCAUCGUUUUAUUUCAUUUUCUAUGUAUGUAGCUGGUCUAGUUGCAUUUGUUUUUAGUUUAGUAAAGAAGCAUUACCUAAAACAGUUCACAUUGUUUGGCUGGACCCAUGUGACACUGUUAAUUGUUGUAACUCAGUCUCAUCUUAUUAUACAGAAUAUAUUUGAAGGUCUCAUUUGGUUAUUAGUUCCAGUGUCUAUGAUUAUUUGUAAUGAUAUUAUGGCAUAUAUGUUUGGCUUCUUCUUUGGAAAGACACCUCUUAUAAAGCUAUCACCAAAAAAGACUUGGGAGGGAUUUAUUGGUGGAGCCCUUUCAACUAUUGUAUUUGGUAUUGUUCUUUCUUAUGUUUUGGUGCAAUUUGAUUUCUUUGUUUGUCCAUUACGCUAUGAUGAUAUAAAAGAAAGAUUAUCUAUGGAUUGUGAAAGACAUCCAGUAUUUAAAGUGGUAGAAUAUAACUUACCUGAAACUCUUCAAGGUUUAUUUAGAUUGGUAAGUAAAAUACCAUGGAGAACAUUUAAGGUAUAUCCUUUCAUACUGCACUCUAUCUCUAUGGCAAUAUUCGCCUCUGUUAUUGGACCUUUUGGAGGUUUUUUUGCCAGCGGAUUCAAAAGAGCAUUUAAAAUCAAAGAUUUUGGUGAUACCAUACCUGGACAUGGAGGUAUAAUGGAUAGAUUUGACUGUCAAUUUCUUAUGGCUACAUUUAUUCAUGUUUAUUACUCCAGUUUUAUCAGAGUCCCGAAUCCGGCAAAAUUAGUACAGCAUGUUUUUACUUUAAAACCAGAAGAACAACUUCAAGUAUUUUAUUUAUUACGUGACAGAUUACUAGCCAAAGGACUUCUUAACGACACAGCAACUGAAAUGAUCACAUGA